AUGACUAGGCUUUUGUGUACCUUGGAACGUUGGAGCUCGAGCAAUCUUCGCUUCCAAAAGUUUCAGACGGAAAAUGAGGGUAAUCGUUGUAGUGGAAAGCUGGCUCUCCGCCACGCAUCGUCAACACUGUCGACAGGCCACAAUAAGACUAUUCUCCCAGAGGCAUUGCAACGUCAACACGUUGAAAUUAUUCAAGGAUCACAUUCACCUGCUAGCUUUCACUAG
This is a messenger RNA of Plenodomus lingam JN3, 225 nucleotides long. Lineage: Eukaryota; Fungi; Ascomycota; Dothideomycetes; Pleosporales; Leptosphaeriaceae. The record is from RefSeq and is a predicted model, not a curated record.